This is a messenger RNA of Plasmodium adleri (nom. inval.), 5043 nucleotides long. Its product is annotated as conserved Plasmodium protein, unknown function. The coding region runs from base 1 to 5043 and encodes 1680 amino acids. The record is from RefSeq and is a predicted model, not a curated record. Lineage: Eukaryota; Apicomplexa; Aconoidasida; Haemosporida; Plasmodiidae. The transcript has 3 exons.
AUGGAAUAUAGUAGGAGGAAGAAAUUAAAAUUGAACGAAUAUUCUUAUAAAGUCGUUCAUCAUAAAAGUAGCAAAGAAGUAGAAGAAAAAAGUUCUCAUGCUGAUUCUAAUAAGAAAUAUAAUAUUGUGGACAAUGAUAAGAAUAAGAAAAUUGGAUUUUAUGAAAAACUUUCAAAAAUAUAUAGCAACUUAAAUAUAUUCAGAAAAUCAAAUGAAGAGAAGGAAAGAGAGGAUAUUAAAAUAAGGAAAAAAAAAAAAAAAACUGAAAUAAAAAUGAAGGAUAUUAAAAAAACAAAUGUAAAGGGAGGUAUAGAAGGAUAUACAAUGAAUGGCAUAACAAGUAAUAUAUCAUGUGGUAAAUCAAAUAAUAUACCAUGUAAUUUAUCACAUUUUUUGAAAGAAGAAGAAUGUGAUAUAAUUAAACAGAGGAAGAAAAGAACAUUUGAAGAUAUUUCAAAAGAUGAUAAUUAUGUAAGUAAAAAUAAGAAUGAAGAUAUAGAUAAUUAUAGAAGUCCAUUUGAAUAUCAAUCGUUAUUGAAAUCUUUAUUAUAUAUUUAUAAUUUUUAUACUAGUAAGAAAGAUAAUUCUUUUAUAUAUAAUGAUAAUGAGAAUUGUAAAAAUUAUAUAUCUAAUAUUAUGUGUUAUAAAGAUGAUGAAGUAUUUAAUAAUAAUAUGUAUGAAGAUGAGAAUGAAUAUUAUUAUAACGAUGAAGGGUAUAAGAAGAAUAUAUAUAAAUCUAAUGAUUUAUUUAAUUAUAAAAUAAAAGAAAGUGAAUCCGAAUAUAAUCAUUUUAAUAAGAUUUUUAUUAAUGUAGUAAAUGACAAAUCAGGAUUUUUCUUUAUUUUUAAUACUAUAUAUUUUACACAUUUAAAAAAUUUUUAUUAUUUUGUUGACAUAUUGAAUAUUUUAAAUUAUAUAGGAAAAAAUAAAAGUAUAAUAAAUAGCGAUGAAAUAAAUAAAGAUAUAUGUAUAUAUGAAAAAAUGGCUAUGUUUAUAGAAUAUACAUAUGAUAUAUUUGUUUCUCAUAAUAAAAGAGCUUCAUCAAAUGAUAACAUAAGUAAUAAUAAUAAUAUUAAUUCAUAUAAUAAUAAUAAUAAUAAUAAUACAAAUUGUAGUAAUACUGGUUUACAUUUAGUACAUACAAAAUUAUUGCCAUGUCUCAAAAAAGAAGAACAUAAAGAAACCCAAAUUGAGUAUAUAAGAAAAGAAUUAGAAUUAUUAAGAAGUAAAAAAUCAUAUGAAGAACUUUUAUUUAUAUCUAUGAAUGAAUGUAAUAAAAAAAUAUAUAAUGAAAUUAAUAAAAUCCCUGAACUAUUUUUUGAUAUGUCUGAAAUAAGUGAUUAUACACCUAAUGAUAUAAUAAUAUCUAAUGAUAUAAAUAAAUAUACAUCCUAUCCUUUAUUUAAUAAUAUGGAUGAUAAUUUAUUAAAUGAUAAUAAACAAAUGAAGACACAUAUUGGAAUAUAUGAUAAAUUAAAAAAUAAACUUAGUUCAUUUACUUCUUCAAGGUUGGAAGGUAAAAAAAAAAAUUCUAUAGGUAAUAAUAAUAGUAAUAGAAUAUUUGUUUUUAAAAGUAAUAGCACAGAGAAUGAAUAUAAAAAAGAAGAAAAUGAAAUGUCUUCUUUUAAUAUUCAAACAGAUAAUUUAUUAAAAACAAAUGAGGAUAAUACCCAUAUAAGUAAUAAUGAACAUGAUGAUGUAAUGUUUGUUGGAAAUGAUACUAUUCCAAGUAAUCAUAAUAAAAAUAAAAAGAAGGAAAGCAUAAAAGAUUUUGUAUUUAACUUAUUCAAACAAAGGAAAGUUAAGAAUGAUGAUAAUGAGAUGUCAGGAAGGAAUGAUCACUAUAGAAUAGAAGAAAUUAAUAAUAUCAACAAUGACAUGCAUAAUGAUAUACACAAAGAUAUAUAUAAUGAUAAUAAUUAUCCUAUGAAUGAAAAUCAAAUGAACAAACAUUUAGCUGAUGAGCAAAAAAUAGAUGUACUUACGAAUGAAUCAAUAAUAUUAAAUCUUAACAAUGAAGAAAAUACAAAUAAAGAUAAUUUUCUUGUGGAUGAUAAUAAUAAAAUUAAUGAUAGUAGUGAAGAUAAUGAAAAGGAAGUAGAUGAAAAUAAAAGCUUUUUUAAAUGUGAUAAUGAACCAGCCCUAGAACAUGAAACAACAAAGGAACACAAUGAUUUAAGUCAUGAUGAGUUGAUAAAUAAUUCAGAUGAAUUGUCAGACGAGAUAUCGGAUGAUAUAUCGAAUGACGUGUCGGAUGAUGUGUCGGAUAAUAUAUCAGAUAAUGUGUCGGAUGAUGUGUCGGAUGAUAUAUCAGAUAAUGUGUCAGAUAAUAUAUCAGAUAAUGUGUCAGAUAAUAUAUCAGAUAAUGUAUCAGAUAAUGUGUCAGAUUAUAUACAAAAGGAAACAUUAAAGGAUCCACAAAAAGAUAUAGUAUCACAACAUGAUUCUGAAAACAAAUCAAAUGACCAGUCUAAUAACAUAUCAAAGGAAGAAGAAGCAAUGACAAUUAAUGAUAGUGUCUCAAACGCAAAAACAGAAGAAUCAAAUGUUAUAGAAAAUGAAAAUUUAUUAAAUCAAGUAAACAAAAAAGAUAAUCUAUUAGGCAUUUAUGAAAAGGAACAACAAAAUGAUGAUGAUGAAAUUAAUGAGGACAUAAUGGAGAAUGAAAAGGAAAAUGUGGAGGUGGAAAAAAAUGAAAAUGUUGAAGUGGAAGAAAAAAAAAAUGUUGAGGUGGAUGAGAAAGAAAAUAUGGAGGUGGAAGAAAAAAAAAAUGUUGAGGUGGAAGAAAAAAAAAAUGUUGAAGUGGAAGAAAAAAAAAAUGUUGAGGUGGAAGAAAAAAAAAAUGUUGAGGUGGAAGAAAAAAAAAAUGUUGAGGUGGAAGAAAAAAAAAAUGUUGAGAUGGAAGAAAAAGAAGAUAUUGAGGUGGAAGAAAAAAAAAAUGUUGAAGUUGAAGAAAAAAAAAAUGUUGAGGUGCAAGAUCAAAAUGAAGGGUUAAAAGAAAAUGAAAUUAUUAAAUUAGAUGAAGAAGAAAGUAACAAAUCAGAUGAAAAAGAAAGUGUCAAAUCAGAUGAAAAAGAAAGUGUCAAAUCAGGUGAAGAAGAAAGUAUCAAAUCAGAUGACGAACAAAGUAUCAAAUCAGAUGACGAACAAAGUAUCAUAUCAGAUGAAAAAGAAAGUAUCAUAUCAGAUGAAGAAGAAAGUGUCAAAUUAGAUGACGAUCAAAGUAUCAUAUCAGAUGAAGAUCAAACUAUCAAAUCAGAUGACGAUCAAACUAUCAAAUCAGAUGACGAUCAAAGUGUCAAAUUAGAUGACGACCAAAGUUUUAUAUCAGAUGAAGAUAAUCAAUCAGAAAAUAGCAUAGAAUACGAAUCCGAUGAAAGUGAAGAUAACAAAUCCGAUAAGAGUCAUAAAAAAAAAAGAAAGCACAGUGAAACAUUAAAUGAAACCUUAAAUGACACAUUAAAUGAAACAUAUGUUGUAGAAGAAAAUAUCGAACAACACACAUGUGAUAAUACAUGUAUAGAAUCAUGUAAAACAAGAAAUUGUAAUAGAAUAAAUGACGAAGAAAUUAUUAAUUUUUUAAAAAGUAAUGAUAAAAAUGUAUAUAGGAAAUAUUUAAAGAAUUUAUUGGUUUGUGAUAAAAAAUGUUCCAUAGAGAAUCAUAGUGAAGAGAAAGAUUUAUUUUUAAAAAGAGUACAAAAAUUAUGUUCAUUAAUAAAAAAUAAAAAAUUUAAUUAUAAGUAUACAGAUUAUUGGAAAAAUAAAGUACACUUUAAAUGUUGUAAAUUACAAAGGGCAUAUAAUAUUUUUAUAGUAAUAAUAUUUUCUAUAGUAAAAGAAAUAAAAAAUCUAACAAAAGAAUUAAAUGAAAUGAAUAAUUUCAUUUUUAUAAAUUCUGGAAUCGAAACUUAUUUAAAUGAAUGUAAUAUAUCUCUAGUUCAAAAAAGGAAAGAACAUAAUGAUAUAAUUAAUAAUUAUUUUAAUGAAAAUAAUAUAAUAAAUAGUUUCUUUUUUAAAAAAAAUUUUUGUAAAGAAGAAGAAGAAGAAGAAAAAAAAAAAAAAAAAAAAAAAAAAUAUAUAUCUUAUGUACCAUUACAUAAUUAUAAAAUAUUAUUUUUAUGCUUACAAGAUAUAUUUAAUGAUAAAAAUAAUCAUGACAAAUUAGAAAAAAUAUCUUAUUAUAUAGAAUUUGAUGAUACUAAUAUAUUACCAAAUUAUUGUAAUUCUUUUUAUAAAAACUUUAAAAUAAAUGAAAUGUAUUUAUAUCAUAUUCAAAGUUUAUAUAAUGAUAGUGUUCCAACAAUAACAUGUUUAAAUAUGCUUAUAUCAUGUAUGAAUUAUAAUUAUAGUAAGAUACAUAAAAAGAAAUCACUUUUUAAAUAUGAAUUAAAUAAUACACAUUUAUCAACACUUCCAUAUGUAUACUGUUGUGAUAUACAAUUAAUAAAAUAUUUUGAAUUCUUAAAAUUAAAAGAAACAUGUUAUAAAAUAAUUAAAAAUAAUAAAAUAUAUGAUAAUUUUCUAACUCAUUUAUCCUCUUAUAUAUUUGAUGAUUCUUAUUUCAUUAUACCAUUUUUUACAUCAUAUGGAAAAUUUUUGAUUAUAAUUAAAACAAACAAAAAUAUUGAUAAUUUACAACAAUCAAUGGAUAACCUCAAAAAUAAAAACUCUAUCACAUAUGAUGUUAUCAUAAACAGUUUUGUAUUUCCGAAUGAUAGCAGUUUUCAAGCUAUUAUUCAUUUCUCUCACAUUUUUAUAAACACCUUGAAAAAUGUAUUCAAAACAAGAAAUUCGGAUGAAGAUAUUCCAGAUAUAACCUUUGAAAACUUAUUAAACGUGGACAAGAAGAGGCUAAUAUAUCAUGAAAUAGAAUCUAGUAAGAACAAACGUGAUAUUAUUAUCAACAUGAUUUUCCUAAUAGAAUCCUUUUUCAAUAAUACUGAAAAAACCAGAAUUCCUAAAGAAUUUGACGAAGGGUUAAGGUUCUUGUAUGUUAUAAGGUUGCUUGAAUUUUUUCACCAUAAGAAAGAUCAUCAAUGUUAG